Ogataea philodendri is the source of this 2790-nucleotide messenger RNA. RefSeq lists its product as uncharacterized. Gene Ontology annotation, cellular component: SAGA complex. Gene Ontology annotation, molecular function: protein heterodimerization activity; ubiquitin-like modifier activating enzyme activity; transcription coregulator activity. Gene Ontology annotation, biological process: transcription by RNA polymerase II. The transcript is spliced from 3 exons. The record is from RefSeq and is a predicted model, not a curated record. Lineage: Eukaryota; Fungi; Ascomycota; Pichiomycetes; Pichiales; Pichiaceae. Bases 1 to 2790 code for a protein of 929 amino acids.
AUGGAUAAAAGUAAAUUCAAGUAUAGGCUGGAGAUCCAGCAGAUGAUGUUUGUGAGCGGCGAGACGAACGAUCCGCCCGAGAGCACGACUAUGGUGAUUGAGACAAUUGUCAAGGACCAGGUGAUUGAGCUAAUUUUGCAGGCCCAAAAGACGGCCAAUGCCAGGGGACAAAAGAGUAUUUUACCGGAGGAUGUGAUAUUCAUGAUUAGACACGACAAGGCCAAGGUGAAUCGGCUUCGAACAUAUUUGUCGUGGAAAGAUGUGCGGAAGAACGCCAAGGACCAGGAAUCUGGAGACAUUGGUGCUGGUAACGAGCUUCUGGACAACCCUGCGGGAGGGGCAGGCGGGGCGGCCAACGCGAGCGGAAUCGACAGCAAGAUGUUGGCCAAGCAGAAAAAAUCGCAGAUUCGGCUUCCGUGGGAGCUCGAAUUCAUGUUCAACGAACAGCCUAUGGAACUGAACGAUGAUGGAACCGGAAACCAGAUCGACGAGGAGGAGCGCGAGGCUGUUCUUGCACAGCUGAAACGGCUUAAGCAGAACGACGAGCGUACCAAGAAUAUGACCCAGAAGGAGUAUGUGCAUUGGUCGGAGUGUCGUCAGGCCAGUUUCACGUUUAGAAAAGCCAAGCGGUUUAGGGAGUGGUGUGGAAUGGCGCAGAUCACAGAGAGUCGUCCCAACGACGAUGUGAUCGACAUUCUCGGGUUCCUGACGUUUGAGAUGGUGUGUUCACUGACGGAGAAGUCGCUGGAGAUUAAACGCAGUCGUGUUGAAGAGUUCAGACAGGAAAAGGAGAGCAAGAAGAGAAAGUACUUGUUUGACGAGCCCAGCAACGACACCAAGCCGAUCAUGCCCGAAUUGGAGAAAAAUAAUUUCAUUCACUUUGUUAUGACAACUCUUUUGCAACAGGCCGGUCCGUUCACCGACCCGGACUACACGCCAGAGUUUGGCGUGGAGUCUCUUGUGACGAGCAAAAUUCUGGUGCUUGGUGCUGGUGGUUUAGGGUGCGAGAUCCUCAAGAACCUGGCUCUUUCUGGGUUUCGCCAUAUAGAGUGUAUUGACAUGGACACCAUUGAGAUUAGCAAUUUGAACCGGCAGUUUUUGUUCAGACCAAGCGAUGUGGGUAAGUCGAAGGCCAUUGUGGCGUGCGAGUUUGUUUCCAAACGUGUUUCCAGCAAGGAACUGACAAUUGUGCCUCAUUUCUGCAAAAUCCAGGACUUCGACGACGCCUUCUACUCGCAAUUCUCGAUGAUUGUGUGUGGCCUCGAUAGCAUUGGGGCUCGGCGGUGGAUGAACGAGAAACUGAUCACUCUCGCGGCCACCACGGGCCAGCUGAUUCCCUGGGUCGAUGGUGGAACCGAAGGUUUCCAAGGAUCGGUCAAGCUGAUGAUCCCCACCAUCACGGCGUGUUUCGAGUGCUACAUGAAACUCGUUCCUGUCCAGACAACGUACCCGCUGUGCACCUUGGCGUCUACGCCGAGAUUGCCCGAACAUUGCAUCGAAUGGGCCCACCAACUUGAAUGGUCCAGAAUAUACCCAGACUCAGACUUCAACGCAGAUAUUCCGGACCACGUCGAGAAAAUGUACCAGCUGGCCAAGGCGCGCGCCACCCAGUUCGGCAUCGACGGAGUGACCAAGUCCAAGACGCUGGGCGUGGUGAAAAACAUCAUUCCGGCCAUCGCAGCCACGAAUGCCGUGGUGGCAGCAGCCUGCUGCCACGAGUGCUUCAAGUUCAUCACGUCGUGCGCAGAAAACAUGCGCGACAGCAUGUACUACAACGGCGAGACCGGCGUUGUUUGUGUUUCCGACCCGUACGACAAGGUGGACGACUGCAAAGUGUGCGGCAGCCUGCCGCGGGAACACCUAAUCACCGACACCACCACUUUGCAGGAGUUUGUGGACGAGGUGUCGGUCAAAUUUUCACUGGAACAGCCGCUGUUCUUUACUGUGGAGGGCGACCUGUACAACGCAAAAUCGCCAUCAAGUUCAACACCAACCUCCAAACUCGUCAACCUGCUCCCCUUCGCAAACGGUGUUUCCGGGCUCCAGGUCAACGUGGUAGACACCUCUACACCAGAAACUUACAAGCUAAUACCGAGACUAGUACAACUUCUCAACCUCUGGGGUGAUGGUAUCGGCACCUGCGGUCCAGUUGGCUGGGCAAACCUCACCGUACUUCUCGGUGAAUUGGAAGGCCUCGACGAGUCUCAAGGACUCCUCGACGUUUCUUCCGACUGGCAAGUCGUUGAUGGUGGCCUGUCUCAGAACUCCGUUAGGGUCGAUCAAGAAGAUACCUCUAAGAGCGAUUCCCUCGUCCUCGAGCAAGACACCGUAGUCCUUAGAAAGGGUGUGGUUCUUGUCGGAGACCAAUGGGAUGUUGACCUUUCCAAGACCACCAUCGGCACGUGCAACGUUGGUCCAGGCGAGCAAAGUGUACUCGGAGUCGGUGGAAGCGAACAGAACCUCAACGUCUUUCUCGGCGAACUUCUUAACAGCGUCCGAGUAGGCAAUGAUUUCGGUUGGGCAGACGAAAGUGAAUGCCAUUGGGAUGAAUGCGAGCAACACCCACUUACCCUUGUAUUGUUCAAGGGUGAUGUCUUCGAACACACCGUCAAUAACGGCGGUCUUGGAGAAGCUUGGAGCUGGCUUUUGGACAGUGGCAACCAUUGUAUUUAUUUAAUUGAUAUUAGAUGGAUGGAAAUAAUGUGGGUAAACCACCAGCUUUUAUAUUCUCUCCUAUUACGAUUGAGGGAGGACUGGACCGCCUAUGCUUACAUAAAUGCAGAUUGUUAG